Messenger RNA from Hevea brasiliensis (rubber tree), 1664 nucleotides. RefSeq names its product alcohol acyltransferase 9. The transcript is spliced from 2 exons. Gene Ontology annotation, molecular function: acyltransferase activity, transferring groups other than amino-acyl groups. Bases 170 to 1525 code for a protein of 451 amino acids. The record is from RefSeq and is a predicted model, not a curated record. Lineage: Eukaryota; Viridiplantae; Streptophyta; Magnoliopsida; Malpighiales; Euphorbiaceae.
UUAGCCUCACACCCUCACCCCUUCCUAAAAGGAAUCUCAUCGUACCCUCACCAUAUCCAGCCGUAGAUCUCUGUUUUUCUUGUCUUCAAACCUCUCUCUCCCUCUCUAUAAACUUCUGUAUCAUCUUCAACAAAUUAACACUUGAACCGAAGAAGAACAACUGGCAAACAUGUUCAAAUCUCCAGACCUCCCGGAUUGUUUGUAUCAAAACCAACCAGUUCUAAUCUCCCCUUCUAUCCCUACCCCAAACCAUUCUCUAUAUCUCUCCAAUCUUGAUGAUCAAAAGUUCCUUAGAUUCUCCAUUAAAUAUCUCUACCUUUUCAAAAAAUCUGUGAGCUCAGAUAUCUUGAAAUAUUCACUCUCUAAAGUUCUCGUGGAGUACUACCCAUUAGCCGGGAGGUUGAGAACCACCAAAGAAGACGAUCAGAAGCUUGAAGUAGAUUGCAAUGGAGAAGGUGCGGUCUUUGCUGAAGCUUUCAUGGAUAUCACAGCUGAACAGUUUCUUGAACUUUCUAGCAAACCAAACAGGUCUUGGAGAAAGCUUUUGUAUAGAGUGGAAGCCCAGAGCUUCUUGGAUAUUCCUCCUCUUGUCGUUCAGGUAACGAAUCUGCGGUGCGGAGGAAUGAUAAUAAGCACAGGAGUUAAUCACUGCGUAUGUGACGGUAUAGGCACAUCCCAGUUCUUGCAGGCAUGGACCCACUUCACCACAAAACCGAAUCAUGAUCUUCCAAUCGUGCCGUUUCAUUCCCGAUACGUGUUAAAACCCCGAAAUCCCCUACAAGUUACCUUCACUCAUCCUAGUUAUGUCAGAACUGCGGACACUGAACCACAACCGGCCUUGUGCCUUAACCACUAUUUACAGUCUCAGCCACUGGUGCCCGCUUCCUUAACCUUUAGCACGUCUCAUAUCCUCCACCUCAAGAGGCAGUGCGUGCCCUCACUCAAGUGUACCACCUUCGAAAUACUGGCAUCACACGCGUGGCGCUGUUGGGUUAGAUCACUGGACUUGCCAUCUGCCCUCAACGUCAAGCUCCUUUUCUCAGUUAACGUCAGGAAAAAGUUAAUCCCAGAAAUACCACCAGGGUAUUAUGGCAAUGGAUUCGUCCUUGGGUGUGCUCAGACCUAUGUUAAGGAUUUGGUCUCUAGUACUUUGCAUCAUGGGGUGAAGUUGGUUCAACAUGCUAAAUCUUGUUUAAGCGAUGAUUAUGUGAGGUCAAUGAUUGAUUUCUUGGAGGAUAAAACCGUAAAAACUGACCUUUCGGCAAGUUUGGUCAUCUCUCAGUGGUCAAAAUUAGGAUUAGAGGAUUUGGAUUUUGGAGAAGGGAAGCCAUUGCAUAUGGGGCCUUUGACUAGUGACAUUUACUGCUUGUUUUUGCCGGUUAUUGGCGAUGAUGAAGCGGUCACCGUGCUCGUGUCGCUGCCAGAGAGUGCGGUUGUGAAGUUUGAGCAUUAUAUGAAGGAGGAUUUUUGGGAUAAAGAAGCCAAUGAUAAUGGGUAUCAUCUAGAAGAAAAUGGAUUGAUUUGAUUAAUUAUGCCAUAUAAUUGUGUUUUUUUCUCCUUAAUAAUCAUUCUACUUAAUAUAAGAACCAUUUAUGAUGGGAUCAAACUACUGUGUCAUGUAUUGUCAAAGUGAAUUUGGCUGACUCAAUGUUUUCUACAACUUC